CCAAUUAGUUGCUUGUGUGUAAUGGAAGGGUGGAUGCAAAUGGUUCGAAGCUUAUCCACUUUCCCUCCCACACCACCAAAAUCCAAAGUAGCAACCCAAAACUCUCACACUUCAACAUACUAGCUACCUCUCAUUCAAAACAUGGCUGAAGCUGUCAUGGGCUUUACCAUUAUCAAACCACAUAUCCAUAGCUUUAUUUAUACAACAAAAUUGGGAGCAAAUCCAUGUUCAAGAUUGCCUAGACAGUGUUCAAGUACUGGACUUUUUAAUGGGUGGCAGCAGCUUGAGGGCAGGAAGAGCAAAAGAUCCUCUAUAUGUAAAGCAAAUGCUCUCCCUGAUUGGCCUCUGAUGGCAGUUCUGGUUGAACAUAUGGAUGGCCAAAGAGACCUUAUAACCCACAAAUUUGUUUGGCAUCUUAGUGACCAAGCCAUAAAGAACGUCUAUGCUUUUUACACCAUUUUCACUUGUUGGGGAUGCUUGUUCUUUAGUGCCAUGAAGGAUCCUUUCUAUGAUUCGGAGCAAUAUAGGGGGGAUGGAGGAGAUGGUAGUGGAAAUUGCUUCUAUGAGAAGCAAGAUGAUAUUGAAGAAUCUUCAAGAGCUGAGUUGUGGCGUGAGGAGCUGAUUGAGGAGAUUGAGCAGAAGGUCGGAGGUCUGCGAGAGUUGGAGGAAGCUGGCAAGAAGGAGGAGCUUAUCAAGUGACUUUCUGUGUUUAUGCAUUUACUUCCAACUCAUUGACCCUAGCAGACAGUAUUGUAUAUAAUUUUCAACCUUUGAUUCCUUAUAUGUCACUGAUAAAAGCUACCAUAUUAAUUAUCUAA
Messenger RNA from Quercus robur (English oak), 818 nucleotides. RefSeq names its product photosynthetic NDH subunit of subcomplex B 4, chloroplastic. The transcript is spliced from 6 exons. Bases 142 to 699 code for a protein of 185 amino acids. Gene Ontology annotation, biological process: photosynthetic electron transport in photosystem I. The record is from RefSeq and is a predicted model, not a curated record. Lineage: Eukaryota; Viridiplantae; Streptophyta; Magnoliopsida; Fagales; Fagaceae. Gene Ontology annotation, cellular component: chloroplast thylakoid membrane; NAD(P)H dehydrogenase complex (plastoquinone).